AAACUCACCAGAAAAAGCUUGGAAAGCUUUGAAUGUUCAUUUCAAUUCGAUGAGUUUAAAGAAUAUCAAGAAAUUAUCAACACAUAGUCACAGUCGUCAAAUAACUGAACUACCACCAAAAGCACUUCAACAGAUCUUUGCAACCUGCUCUGCCACUGACAUGACACGUUGCUCACUUGUAAACAAACAGUUCCGUGAAGUUAUCGAAGAUAUGGAGGAUGAACGCGCGGAGUCUCUCCGUUCUUGCCAGAAGGCGAAAAUUUUCAUCUGUGAUAGAAGACGUGCAAUUCUAGAAGGCGUGAGUACAGUUACACCGUCUCGCCUUCCAAGAACACCAAAAAACAGCGAAUCCUCUGAUUCUGGAUCGGCGUCUUCUUCAUCUAUCGCAUCAACUUCCUCAUCUGAAGCUGAUAGUGUCAGUUCAAGUUCCAAAACAAAAACCAAACAACAACAAACUGAACGAGAAAAGGAAUUGAGAAGGCGAAACAUCAGCGAUCGAACUAAGUCUUCAUCUUCAUCAACUGACAGUUCUGGAAUCCAUUCUAAAGCUACCUCAUUCCUCAGUGAUCAAUAUACGGAUACCACUGAUCCAAAUUGGGCGUUUGCAUUCCACUUCGAUGAAUGGCUGCAAGAGUAUGAUGUGAAUGAUGUCUUUUUCAAAAAUUUUUGCUCAUUCCUUGAACGAGAGAAGAUCGAAGAUCCAAUGUCACCUAGCUCAUAUAAAGGAAGAACCGCAUACUACGAGAAUCAACUUAUUCAAGAUAAGACAACUGCAAUGUCAUUAGCAGAUUGUCAAAUUGUCAGACUCAAUCCUACAGCUGAAUUGGAAAUGAGAAAUCAAUCGGCUGGACGAAUCGAAAGACUUGCUGAUCGACUUUCCAAGAUUCGAAAUGCUCAUUUCAUUUUCAAGGAUUCGGUAUGCUACGGUGCUCGUCCUCCAGUCACAUUCUUUUAUUUCUUAUCAAUGAUGCGAAGGAACACUCGUGCUCUAACAUUCGAUAACGUUCAAGCUGCUUCCACCAUUGAAUUACACGAGGUGUUAAAUCUGUCGAAUUUGAAUCGUUUAACUGUCAUUCAACCACAACAGCAUCAAACGAUUAUGGUUCGCGAUCAACUUUUGAUAAACUGGAUGAAGCUGCCUGAUCAAAUCCGUAAGCGUAUUUCGGUUCAUCUUGUCGGAUGUCACGAAUUCCGCCCACAGAAUCUGUACAACGUUGUUCAAGAAUGGUUGGGACUUGCGAAGCCAGUUGUUUUCAAACAGAUUUCAAUUGAUGGAGGAUCAUAUAAGUACAAUGAAUUCAUGAAUAUAAUUGAACAUCUUCAUGAUAUUAUCGAGAAGCGUCCUCCACGCAGUCCGAUGAAUCGUUCCUUUGGAAAUGAGCAAAAUGAGCACUCAAUUGUUCUUGAGAGAACAUGCCGAAUUCCACAUCCAAAGGAUCGUCGAGUUGUUAUUCAAUUGAAGUAUUGUAAGCCAUCAAGAAGAAUGGUGCUUACCAUUGAAAGAGAGGAUUCACCGAUUCCCGUCACAACACUGACGCCAGUUUCAUCGCUUUCUCGACUCGCUCGUCCACAAUCUGCUGCUUCAGUCCUCUCAACACCGCUUCGAAAAAUUUCCUCCUCGUUGAAGCCCGUGUCUCCGAUUCCCACGAAUAAUAGCCGCCAACUCGGUCGCCCUCUUUCCCACGAUCCAUGUAAUUUCGCCGGAUGUCGCGACAAUGUUGGAAGCAAUAUGUUCACACGAAUUGUCAACUUUUUGGGCACAUCAAGUUAAAUUGUGCAGAAGCUCGAAUUUACCCUCUCCAUUUGUAUAUACCACAUGUAAAUAUUGGUUGUCAAAUUACCUAUUUCCACAUUUUUUGGCUCUAUUUUUGUUAAUCAUCAUCUCAAUCAGCUUUCUUCUUGCAUCCUUUUACACUUCCCGAAUAUCUCCACCAUGACAUAUUUUAAGAUUAUAUUGUCCCCUUUCAAAAAGCUUGUAAUAUCAUCAUGAUAUGAUAACUAUCUUUCUCUACAGACGUCGUGAAUAUUCGCAGCUCUAGUUUUAUUCCAGAGAUACUAAUUAUUUAUAUUUUAAGAAGUUUUAAUUUUUGUGUGACCAAGUCAACGCCUCCCUUUUUCUAACUUUUGUUACCCUGUAUUAUACGAUAGUCUAAAAUAGGGCAACCUCUCUUUCAUUCUCAAAGGCUGACUUGAGAAGGCCUUUCUUCCCCAGGAAGGUUUUCAUUAUGUUUUUUUAAUCUAGGACCCUAGUAUUUAUGUACAGUAUCACAUAUUAUGCUCUUUCGACUCAAAUCCUUCCACUUGUUAUUUGACUCCCGAUUGCUCUUACAUACUUUGCUGCUCAUUGACGCCUCACCCGAAGAAUUGUACGUUGUGUUAUGAUGGUUUUAAUCGAACUUUCUCCCUCAAUAUUCCCUUUUGGUACGGUCGUUCUGAAUUCUGUAACGGAGAGGCCUGCCAUGCUCAAAUUUCCCCAUUUCCCUUUCAAAAUUCCUCAUCCCGGUCAUUGUCUUUUUAUCCGCACCCCACCAGUUCCACAACCGUUUGUCUGUCUUUUGCUCAUAUCCGUUCCUCUCGCCCCGUCCCAAGUAAAUCUUAACGAAAGCAUUAUACCCACUGAUGAUGUUGCUAUCGGCCUUUUUAUUAUUUCUUCUCGCAAUUCUAAUGCUGAAAAUCGGAAAUCUAUUGAAAAAAAACCAUAAAAUGCCAGAAAAUGUGCGAAUAAAUAAUUUUAUUU
Caenorhabditis elegans is the source of this 2737-nucleotide messenger RNA. RefSeq names its product F-box domain-containing protein (gene T28B11.1). The record is from RefSeq and is marked reviewed. Lineage: Eukaryota; Metazoa; Nematoda; Chromadorea; Rhabditida; Rhabditidae.